AUGGGAAAGGAAGACUUUCAUAUGAUCAUCAUUGUCAUUGGAAAUGUAGAUUCAGGCAUGUCUACCAUUACUGGUCAUCUGAUCUACAAAUGUGGUGGGAUUGAAAGAACUAUUGAAAAAUUUGAGAAGGAGGCUGCUGAGAUGGGAAAAGGCUCUUGCAAGUAUGCCUGUCUGGACAAACUGAAAGCUGAAUGUGAAUGUGGUAUCACCAUUGAUAUCUCCCUGUCGAAAUUCAAGACCAGCAAGUAUUAUGUGACCAUCGUUGAUGCCCCAAGACACGGAGACUUUAUAAAAAAUGUGAUUACAGGCACAUCUCAGGCUGACUGUGCUGUCCUGAUUGUUGAUGCUGGUGUUGGUGAAUUUGAAGCAGGUCUCUCCAAGAAUGGACAGCCACCAACUUGUUCACCAACUUGUCCAAGUGACAAGUCCUUGCCCGUCUAUGAUGUCUCCAAAAGUGGUGGUAUUAGUACUGUCCCUGUGGCCCUAAUGGAGACUGGUAUUCCUAAACCUGGUGUGGUGGUCACCUUUGCUCCAGUCAAUGUUACAACUGAAGUAAAGUCUGUUGAAAUGCACCAUGAAGCUUUGAGUGAGGCUUUUCCUGGGGACAACGUGGGCUUCAACAUCAAGAACGUGUCUGUCAAAGAUGUUCAUUGUGGCAAUGUGGCUGGUGACAGCAAAAAUGGCCCACCAAUGAAAGCAGUUGGCUUCACAGCUCGGGUAAUUAUCUUGAACCAUCCAGGCCAAAUCAGUGCCGGAUAUGCACCUGUGCUGAAUGGUCACACAGCUCACAUUGCCUGCAGGUUCGCUGAGCAGAAGGAGAAGAUUGUCAUUCUGGAAAAAAAGCUGGAAGAUGGUCCCAAGCUCUUGAAAUCUGGUGAUGUUGCCAUCGUUGAUAUGGUUCCUAUGUGUGUUGAGAGCUAUUCUGACUAUCCUCCUCUGGGCCAUUUUGCUCUUUGUAACAUGAGACAGACAGUUGCUAUGGGUAUCAUCAAAGCAGUGGGCAAGAAGGCAACUGGAAGUGGCAAGGUCACCAAGUCUGCCCAGAAGCUCAGAAGGCUAAAUGAAUAUAUCACCAAUACCUGCCACCCCAGUCUUAAUCAGUGAUGGAAGAAUGGUCUCAGAACUAUUUGUGUCAAUUGGCCAUUUAAGUUUAAUAGUAAAAGACUGGUUAAUGAUAACAAUGCAUUGUAAAACCUUCAGAAGGAAAG
Leopardus geoffroyi (Geoffroy's cat) is the source of this 1208-nucleotide messenger RNA. Its product is annotated as elongation factor 1-alpha 1-like. Gene Ontology annotation, molecular function: GTPase activity; GTP binding; translation elongation factor activity. Gene Ontology annotation, biological process: translation; translational elongation. Lineage: Eukaryota; Metazoa; Chordata; Mammalia; Carnivora; Felidae. The record is from RefSeq and is a predicted model, not a curated record.